UACCAGUAAGAUGACAAAGAAAUAAUGUCCAAUAGGCCUUUUGAAGUGCAGGAGAAUUUGACUUUGGAGACAAAUUUGGGAAUUAUCAUCAAAGAUAUUGGGGUGAUAAGAAUACCAGAGAGAAAUAAUAGAAAUCAGAGAAUAUGUCUUUCUAUUUAAAUGAGAGGAAGAAGAGAAGAAAAAGAAAGAGGCAACAGAUAAGGGACAGUCAGAGAAGUAGCAUUAUGUCAUGAACCGCAGGUGAGGAGGGUGUCAAGAAUGGGUAUUCAACAAAUCAGAAGGAAUUUAGGAAUAUUUGUCUUCCUUUAUCCUCAGUCCCUUUUCUUAGGAAACAGCUGGCACCGUUAAGUUCAGAUAUGUCCUUUUUUUUUUUCCCCUACUUUUAACUCUGUUAUGGAGGAAAUCAGGAAAUCAAGAGAACUGUCUAUUAAAAAUGUGUUUGGUGGUCACAUUUUUAAUUUAAGCUAGUGAAAGCUCUCAAUUUUUGUGCUAGCAAAAUAAAGUAAAAAAUUUCAAGUCUUGCGCUAAAUCAUUGGAGGUUUAGUUCCCAAGGAGGCUCUUGUAAUUUUGGUGCUUCUGUUCUUUGACUCUGUGAUUCCUCCUGUGAUCCAUCCAGUCUCCUUUCAUUAUAUUUAGUACCCGAAAUCCACGCCCAGAAUUCAGGAUUCCUGGUUGCAAGCCCAAUGUGCAUUGUGUUGUUUCUUCAACCUAAUUUGUGAUAUGGGUAGUACUAAUAAAGGAGAAUAAAAUAGCUAAUGAAGGAUUAUAAAGCACUUUGCUAAUACAAACUGCAACAUCAAAGCUGAAUAAUAGUCUUAAUUUAGGGUGAAGGGUUCCAUUAGCAGAGUAAAAAUAAAAAGGACAAAGGGUAGUGUCGCUUUGUACCUUGAUAACAGUGUACCAAUCACAGAGCGCUGCUAUCGAUCCUCAUUGCCCUGUGAACUCUCAACCCAGGAAUUUGGCUCCCCUCCCUAACUCUCUAAGUACUUCCCUCACCCACUAAGUCUGAUGAUGGCACCUCCCUGAAUCUCCUGACAAAUGCAAACAGGAACUUCUAUUCAGCAGAACUAACUUGGUAACUGAGAAGAUUCCUCUUCCAUUUAUCAGCACUUUGAUUAUCUUUUGGUAUCUCUUACCAUCUGCGCUUAGCAAGAAAAAUAAAGGGGUUUGGGCAAUUAGGAAGUAACAAAGAACUCAUAGUUCACAAAGAACAAGUCAAGGGAUGUUUGGAAUAUUUGAGCAUACAGUCAUAUUUGGCGUGAGGUAGCCUCCCUACAUCCUACUCAGGGCAGGGUAGGCUGGCGAGCUGAUCAAGCUGCCGGAAACCUGAAACAAAGGCAAGGGGAUGACGUCAAAUGGCCCCUCAACUGAAGUCUUUAAAUUCUGGGCUUCAGACACAUCAACUUCUUAGGGUAUAAAGAAUGGAGAAAAGAAAUAUAAUUCAUCGCUCAUUCCACUAAAGGUAAGUUAAAAGAACGCACUCAGAAAAAGCAUGGAAUACUGUUGGGAGUAAAUCAGCUCUGAAUUGUUCCGUGCAGAUCACUGGUCCAAGUCCUCAUAACAUCUUGGUAGGGACUGAAGUUCACCUGAGACACUCAGCCGACACUAUGGCCUAAAGCCAGUGGGGAGCAAGACUUUCUUUGGGUCAAUUCUAUAGGGAUGAUAAAUAAAUAAAAUUGUUUUAAUAGUAUCUAAAUGGCUCCUGCCCUGAAGGAGCUCCCCAUCGGAUCUAGGAGAUAGACUAAAGGACCCAAAGUGACAAGAGAGCACUUCCAAAGCGACAUAGCAAGAGUAAGUUAGUCUACCCGUUCAUUCCAUGUUCUCCUAGUAUGUAUGUGCUGUGCUCUGUGAGUUUGCAUUCCGCAUGUCUUGUUUCACAGAUGGUCUUAGGACUGUUUUACAUGUUUUACGUGAGCGGGUGUAUGCAUGGCUAUAGAUCUACUGUUAGAUUCUAGUCUCUUGAGAGCAGGAGCUAUUCCCUUUUUUUUUUUUUUUUGGCAGGGAAAUGUGUUAAGGAUUAUGCUCGACUUUGCACAUUGAUACUGAGGAAAGACAAUAAAUAAGAGUAUCUGGGGAUGGGCUAUUAAGUAGGAAGUUCCUCCUAAAAUAAGUGAGAUUUGUUCAGGGUUGUGGAGAAGAUUUAGACAUCAUGUAAAAGGGAAGGAAGAGACCUCUCCCUUGCUAAGAGGUCAAAUACUAUAAAGCUGACUUUAAAACUUAUAGGGAAUAUACAGGUUUCUGAAGAGAAAGCAGAAAUCUGAAAAUAUUCAUAUCCUGAUCAAAUAACAAGGCAACCACCAAACUUAUUUAUCUCAGAUCUGUUUAUUAAAACAGAUAAUUCAACAUGCAUAUUUUUCUUAACAUCUACCAUGUACUAAGGGAUGAAUAAUACCUAGUCCCUGACUUGAAGGAGCUCAGGAUCUACUUUACAGGAAGGAGGAAAGGACUAGUGUUUUGUUGAACAUCUAUUGAGAACCAGGCGUUCUCCUGAAGGAAAUGGGUAAGAGAGUGGGUCACAGUGGAACACUGAAACAACUAACUGUAAAAGUCCCACCCCCUGUACCUGUGCAACGCCAGUGACGACGACAAUCUGGAGCCUGGAUUCAUCAGCAUUGUCAAGCUGGAGAGCCCCCAGCGGGCCCCCCGCCCCUGCCUGUCACUGGCCAGCAAGGCCCGGAUGGCGGGGGAGCGGGGAGCCAGCGCCGUCCUCUUUGACAUCACGGAGGAUCGAGCUGCUGCUGAACAGCUGCAGCAGCCCCUGGGGCUGACGUGGCCAGUGGUGUUGAUCUGGGGUAAUGAUGCCGAGAAGCUGAUGGAGUUUGUGUACAAGAACCGAAAGGCCCACGUGAGGAUUGAGCUGAAGGAGCACCCGAUGUUGCCAGAUUAUGACGUGUGGAUCCUCCUGACGGUGGUGGGCACCAUCUUUGUGGUCAUCCUGGCCUCGGUGCUGCGCAUCCGGUGCCGCCCCCGUCACAGCAGACCGGAUCCCCUUCAGCAGCGAACAGCCUGGGCCAUCAGCCAGCUGGCCACCAGGAGGUACCAGCCCGGCUGCAGGAGGGCCCGGGCCGAGUGGCCAGACUCAGGUAGCAGCUGCAGUUCAGCCCCUGUGUGUGCCAUCUGCCUGGAGGAGUUCUCGGAGGGCCAGGAGCUACGGGUCAUUUCCUGCCUCCAUGAGUUCCAUCGUACCUGUGUGGACCCCUGGCUGCAUCAGCAUCGCACUUGCCCCCUCUGCAUGUUCAACAUCGUAGAGGGAGAUUGCCUUUCUCAGUCCCUGGGACCGUCUAGAUCUUACCAAGAACCAGGCCGAAGACUCCACCUCAUUCGCCAGCAUCCCGGCCAUGCCCACUACCACCUGCCUGCUGCCUACCUGUCGGGCCCUUCCCGGAGCGCAGCGGCUCGGCCCACACGGCCUGGUCCCUUCCUACCAUCCCAGGAGCCAGGCGUGGGCCCUCGGCACCACCGCCUCCCCAGAGGCGCACAUCCCCGGGCUCCAGGCGAACCACAGCGCCUGGCAGUGGCCCAGAGCCCCUCCGCGCAGGGCUGGGGGCUGAGCCACCUGCGGUGCACUUUGCAGCACCCUGCCACCUGCCCCAUGCCCCCACGCCGGGCCAGGCCUCACGACAGCAGCGGGUCUGGAGAAAGCUACUGCACAGAGCGCAGCGGCUACCUGGCAGACGGGCCAGCCAGUGACUCCAGUUCAGGGCCCUGUCACGGCUCUUCGAGUGACUCAGUGGUCAACUGCACGGACGUCAGCCUGCAGGGCAUCCACGGCAGCAGUUCUACCUUCCACAGCUCCCUGAGCAGUGACUUUGACCCCCUGGUGUACUGCAGCCCCGAAGGCGAGCGCCGGCGGGAGGAGGCGCAGCCUAGCAUGACCUCUCGGCCCCGUUCUUUGGACUCGGUGGUGCCCACAGGGGAAACCCAGGUUUCCAGCCAUGUCCACUACCACCGCCACCGGCACCACCACUACAAAAGGCGUUUCCAGUGGCACGGCAGGAAGUCUGGCCCAGAAACUGGAGUCCCGCAGUCCAGGCCUGCCAUUCCUUGGACACAACUCCAGCCAGAGCUGCCUUCACCCGAUCCGCAAGCAGCCAGCUCCAGCCCAGCAGCCCCGUCAGGACAGCUCCCCAGCCCGCAACGGUCCAGGGCCCUCACCGAGCCAGCCCCUGGGCCAGCGGACGCCUCCAGCCCCAGCCCUGGUCCCAGCAGCCUCUUCCACGUGCAGAAAUCCAGCCUCCCUGUGCGACACACACAGAGGAAACGGCGGGGGAGUCCCUCAGAGCCCUCCCCAGCCUCUCGACCCCAGGACUUGGCCGCACACCGAGUGUGCCAGAUUCUUCCCCAUUAUGGCCCCAGCCUGGCAUAUCCUUGGUCCCCAGAGGCCCACCCAUUGAUCUUCGGACCUCCGGGCCUGGACAGGAGGCUGCUACCAGAAACCCCAGGCCCUACUUACCCAAGUUCACAGCCGGUGUGGUUGUGUCUGACUACACGCCAGCCCCUAGGACCAUACCCAUCUGGGGAGGGGCCUUCCGAAUGGAGUUCUGGCGCCCCAGAGGGUAGGCCAUGCCCUUACCCACACUGCCAGGUGCUGCCAGCCCAGCCUGGCUCAGAAGAGGAGGAGCUCGAGGAGCUGUGUGAACAGGCCGUGUGAGAUGUUCAGGCCGAGCUCCAACCAAGAGUGCUCGCCAGAUGACUCAGGGCCCUCCUGAGAAAAGAAAGGACCUCAGAAAACACCCCUCUUCUUUGCCAUCCUUCCUGGAACCACUGGCAGGAGUGUGAUGGUGGGCGGCAGGAGGUGUUGUCUCCCGCUCCCGGCUCCAGACCUUGUCUGCAGAAGCACCUGCAAUGCAGCAAGUCUGUGUCCAGCCAGGCAACCAGCUGCCACCUGUGUGGGUCGGCUCCCCUGCAGGCUGGGACUUUCUGAGAGCAGGAAGCUAGGUAUAGGUAGAUAGGUGUUAUAAAGGUGGUGCUCCUUCCCCAGCCCCAGCAGGUCUCCCUCAUUCCAAGCCUCAUGUUCAUACCAGCAAACGGGUCCAGCUGAAUGCAUGACCCUUCUCACCCCCUUCCUUGGGAGAGUCCUGCACACCGGCUUUGGCUCCUCCUUGGUAAGGCUGCUGCAUCAGUGGCAACCCUGGUUCUUAUCAUUCUCCUUCUUUGCAAAAAGAUCAGGAGCAUAGGUGAGCCAUGAGCCCUGAAAAGGGGGGCUUUGCAGCUUCACCAGGCAGGGCCUCCCCUGGUGCACAAGGGAGGAUGUUUGUCCCUCCUUGUCCGCACUUGUCACAUCCACUAUAUUAAGUCAGAGGGGAAGCCAGGGUGUGCAGUUCUGUCCCUGAUGUGGUACAGCACCUUGAAGAAACUGGGUCGAAAGCCUCUGAUCGUCAAACUCCCUUGUCACUCCAGCAGCCUCAGUUCCCCUGGGGGUAGGGGUGAGGGUAGUGGGAAGGGAAUAGCUCUUCCUUGGGGACCUCCUAUCUCAAAGUCCCAAAGUAGGCAGAGAGAAGAGGAUUUCUGCUGGACUUUAUUUAGGAAGAAGAAGGAAGGAAUGAAGGUAGAAAAGGCAAAAUUACAGCUGAACAAGGAAGUUUUCUCUGGGCGUUUUCUCUCAGACCAGGGAUAGGGAACUGGAGAACAAAGGAGAGGUAAUAUGGGGCCCUUGGGAUUAGACGGCCCAGAGGCCCGGCUUCCCAGUAUAAGCCAUGCAGGCCAGAGACACACAGGAAGGAGUGGAGUUGCAGCAGGAAGCCUGGCCUGGGCAGCUGGUAUCGAGUGGGCAAGGGCUGAGGGGCCUCCUCAGGGUGACAUGCACCCCAGGGAAGUUGGACCAUUGCUGGCCCCUCAGGCAUUAUCCCGUUUGGAAUGUGAAUGUGGGAGCAAAGUGGGCACAGGACCCCACCUGGGAAUCUUCUUCCCUCUAAGUCAGUGGGGAACUAGCACCUAGGCACCCACGUGGGUAUUUAUAUCUGAACAGACAGAAAGACGCUUGAAUCAGGCACUAUGUUGAGAAAUGUAUUUAUUUGCUAAUAUAUUUAUCCAUAAAUUCCA
This is a messenger RNA of Delphinapterus leucas (beluga whale), 6042 nucleotides long. NCBI's taxonomy places the organism in Eukaryota, Metazoa, Chordata, Mammalia, Artiodactyla, Monodontidae. The record is from RefSeq and is a predicted model, not a curated record.